Linum trigynum is the source of this 345-nucleotide messenger RNA. NCBI's taxonomy places the organism in Eukaryota, Viridiplantae, Streptophyta, Magnoliopsida, Malpighiales, Linaceae. The record is from the annotation of a GenBank genome assembly.
AUGCUCUUUAUGCCUAAGCUAUCUAAAGCAUAUCAACUAGUUUUGAAUGAUUACGAUCAAUGUCGAAUUGCGGCUGGCAAUUGCCCUACUCCCGAAGCUGGUGCUUUCUUUACUAUGGAUGAUCCGAGACGUGGUGCUGAUGAGAAACCUAAGUGCAUCCAAUGCGGUAAGCAAGGCCAUUUGAAGAAACGUUGUUUCAACCUCAUUUGCUGGCCGGAGAAGUCUGGAUCGAAGAAUGACAAAAUUGGCCACAAAAAGGAGCCUUGUGAUCGACCACACAAUGGUCCUAAAGCUGCCCAUGUUUCCAUAGGGGAGAGCCCCAUCCCGGGCCUUUCUUUCCAAUAG